GUUUUUUUUGUUUUUUUUUUUUUGGUUUUUCGAGACAGGGUUUCUCUGUGUAGCUUUGCGCCUUUCCUGGGACUCACUUGGUAGCCCAGGCUGGCCUCGAACUCACAGAGAUCCGCCUGGCUCUGCCUCCCGAGUGCUGGGAUUAAAGGCGUGCGCCACCACCGCCCGGCGAAAUGUCUGUUUUUAUACAAGGGUGCAUGGACCAAACAUUUCCCUUAACCUAAGUGACAUAGGUAAUAUGUCCUUAAUGAGAUAAGAAACUACUCAUUAUACAGUACAGUAGGUACUCUUACACUCUUUGUUUUAAUUCAUCUUUUAGUGAACACAAAAAUGGGUUUCCUGAUAACACUGUCCUACAUGUAAUGUGCCCUGUUUUAUGUUUAUGUAACUAAAGCUGAGGGAUUAGCAUAGUCACUGAACAAGGGCCUACAUUCUUUUGCGGGGGUGUUCUCUGGAGAACUCUGCUUGGUCUACCAUCCAACAUCAGGAUUACCAGGAACCAAGAGAGCCUGCACAUCCGGAUCUCGGGUCUUAAGGGCUCCCAUCUCCUCCCCGCCUCAGGGGCAGGCCAUAGGUAGGCGUGACAGUUACUGGAAGCCUCAAUGGGGGUAGUACUUCCAGGUCAAAGCUGGAACAGCUACCCACUACAUGCCCCAGUUUGUUUAUUUAUUUAAAUAGUUCCUACUACUAUUUGGCAAUUUAAUAUUUCCCAGUAUAAAAAAAUUCUAGAGUAUUAAAGUGCUGUUUACAGAAUAAGGAUUUUGGGUAAGACACUCAUAGCCCUUGUGUACUUAAGUAGAAGGUAUAUAAUUAUGUAUGUAACAUGUAUGUAAUGUCCUAUCUUAGGCAUACAAUCUAUAUGUUUAUCUGCACCACUGCCAAAUCUGUUGUGAGAACAUGACCUUUGUCUUACAUUCUAAUCACCUAGAACAGUUCUUAGUGCACAGUAGGCACUAAAUAAGCUCUUGCUGAAUACAUGACUAUACGGUUUUGUGGUAUAAACUGGGCCUCCAAGAACAGAAUGGAUGUAAUGAGUAAGGGUUUCUAUCAAGAGGAAAGUAGUAAGAGGCAAACCAGAAGGAAUACUUAGAUAACAGCAAAUGCUUUAGUCUGUUAGGCAGGAGGUAAAAAAUCUAGAAGGCAGCUAACUUAAGAAAAUGCCCUAAGAAUCCUAGACCUAUCUGGGUGGUGGUGGCUCACACCUGUAAUCCCAGCACUUAGCAGGCAGAUCUCUGAGUUCAAGGCCAGCUUGGUCUACAGAAUGAGAUCCAGGACAGCCAGGGAUACAUAGGGAAACCCUGUCUCAAACAAACAAACAACAAAACAAAAAACCAAAACACAAUCCUAGACCUAGCAGACAUGGGAGGCAAAGACAUGAUUGCUCUGAGUUUAAGGUUAGUCUGGGCUACAUGGUUCCAGACUAGCCUGUCUCAAAAAAAAAAAAGAGAGAGAGAGAAGAAAAAUCCUGGGGGUUCCAAGUUCAUUUGUUUCCAAUGAGAAAAACUGUUCUCAUUAAUCUCCAAUUCUAGCCUAAAUAUAAUGAGCCAUUAAAACACAACACACACCAGGGUCUUGUAUCUCAGGCUAGCCUUAAACACUAUUAGGACAAAGAUGACCCUGAAUUUCUGAUCUUCCUGCAUCACUUCCAAAGGGCUGGGAUUAUAGGUGUGUGCCACGAUGCCUGGCUUUUACAGUUCAGUCUUUAAUGAGGUUUUUUCAUGCUAGACAUAAACUGAGCAAUUUAUAUACAUUUAGUUCAUUUAAUCUUCUGUAUUAUCCCAGUUUAGAAAAGAAUGGGUUCUGUAAAAUAAUCAAUGUGGUACUAAAUAAAGGGGUGGGGGCAACAGAGCAAACAGAAUAGGAACAAGGAUUUAAUUUUCUAGUCAACAUCAUAGAACAGAAGAUGACUGAUUUCAAUUUUAGCCACAUUGAAUUUGACAGGGCACCCUGGUGAUGAUAAUGCUCAGUAACAAUGUAAGUACCUCCCAUCCACUGCAUUUUGAACAAAAUUCAAAGUUGAUAACAUGGCCUGCAAAAUCUAGCUCCUGCUCAUGGCUUAUGCCAUGUAUCAUGCUACACCUGCUUAUCUCAUAACUCCUUUCUUUAGCAGUGUCUGUGAAGCAAGCAUUUUCUCAUUUACUCAGUAACCAUUUGAGGUAGGAAAAAGUAUAUCCAAUUUAUUAAUAAAGCAAAACUUGUGCUGGGAAGACCUGAAGGCUAGAUGUCUUGUUACUUUUCUAUUGCUGUGACAAAACACCAUGACCAAAGCAACUUAGAAAAGAAAGCCUUUAAUUAAGUUUACAGUUUCAGAUCAUUAAAAAGAGUCCAUGAUGGUAGAGCAAAGGCAUGGUAGUAGGAACACCUGAAAGAUCACAUCUUGAUCCAAAACAGGAGGCCAAGAAAGGCACACUAGGAAUGCCAGGAGUCUUCAAAUGUCAGGACCAUUCUCAGAGCACAUCUUCAGGCAAGCUAGGCCUCCUAAUCCUUUGCAAACAGCUCCACUGACUGGGAGCCACAAAUUUAUGAGCCUGUGAGGUCAUCCAUUCUCAUUCAAACCAUCACACUGGAGAUAGGUAAUUUUCUAGUCUGUUCAGAACUAAAGCCGAAGUAUGGUUGCAUGGGGUUUCCCAAGCCCAUCCUCUAUGAUGGUUAAUUUUGUGAAUUAAAACUUGACUGGACUAUGAUAUUCAAGAUACUUGAGUUAAGUGUGUCUGGAUAAGGCCAUUUGAAUAUGUGUUUGUGGGUCUCCUGUAACCCAGCGAAGCCCUGAACAGACUAAAAAUCUUCCAUCCUUUCUCUCCAUUUGAUUCUUUGACUUGGGGCACUGGCCCUCCAUCCCCAGACUGUGCCUGGAACUUACACCUUAGUUCUGUUAUCCUUGUUUGGAAUGGAAUCCUGCCACACUGUUUGCUGAGUAUAGAUGCUGGGCUUCUUAGUCUCUAUAGUUAUGCGAACUAAUUACUUAUAGUAAACCUUACUGGUCCCACUUCUAUUGCCAACUGUUUCUGGCUCUGGACAACAUAAUUUCUUGGGAGAUGCCAGGCAAAUGCAAUUCCUCAGUGAGCUGGAUAGUGUUAUGUCAACUUGGCACAAACUGGGGUCAACUGAGAGGAGGGAACCUCAAUUAAGAAAAUGACUUCAUAAGACCAGGUUGUAGGCAGACCUAUAAGGUGUUUCUUGAUUAGUGAUUGAGGGGGAGGGCCCAGCCCAUUGUGGGUGGUAUUAUCCCUAAGGUGGUCCUGGGUUCUAUAAGAAAGCAGGCUGAGUAAGCCAUGGGGAGCAAAUUAGUAAGCAGCACCCUCCAUGGCUUUUGCAUCAGCUCCUGCCUCCAGGUUCCUGCCCUGUUUGAGUUCCUGUCCUGACUUCCUUUGAUGAUAAACAGUGAUAUGGAAGUGUAAGUCAAAUAAACCCUAACUUGUUCCCUAACUUGCUUUUUGGUCAUGGUGUUUCAUUACAGUAAUAGAAAUCCUAACUAAGGACGGGCGGUGGUGGCGCACGCCGUUAAUCCCAGCACUUGGGAGGCAGAGCCAGGCGGAUCUCUGUGAGUUCAAGGCCAGCCUGGUCUCCAAAGCGAGUUCCAGGAAAGGCGCAAAGCUACACAGAGAAACCCUGUCUCGAAAAAACCAAAAAAAAAAAAAAAAAAAAGAAAUCCUAACUAAGACACUUAGUUCUGAUGAUUAACUAGGACUCAAAGGAUUCAACAUUUCCCUGUAAUCAUGUUUAUUAUAGUAAAAGGAGAAUUUACAAAAGAAAAUGGUAUUUGGGAGAAAAUGAAAAAGAAACAAGGCACACUAAGAAUUCUCCUUUAGUCAAGUCAUAUAGAAUGAACUUAAUUUCUACAGCAUGGAGUGUGAUAAUAUUUAUGAAACAUCUUCAGCCAGAGAAGUUCACUAGACAGUGCCCAGAGGAGGCUGAUCACAAGAGCAUUUUCUACUAACAAAUGUCAAACUUCCCGGUUCCCAGGAGUGAAGCAUAAAUCUUGAUUGUUCCCUAUGGGAACAGUGAUCCACUCAUGAUUUAUGAAAUAGUAGGUAUUCUCCUGAAAUCCUAAGUUCCCAAAUGCUAGCCAGAGGCCAGUUCUGUAAGCCAACUUAAUUUUUUUCUUUUAAUUUUUUUUUUUUAAGACAGGGUUUCUCUGCAUAGCCCUGGUUGUCCUGGAACUCGUUCUGUAGACCAGAUUGGCCUAGGAAUCAGAGAUCUGCCUGCCUCUGCCUCCUGAGUGCUAUGAGCAAUAGCAUCAGCCACUAUGUCUGGCUUUGUCAGCCAACUUUUUAAAGGCAAGGACUGAACAAGGACAAGGGAAUGUUCAGCUGGAUCAUUUUCUUAAUUUGGUAAUAUUGUACUAAACUAAGUCCCAAGGACUGAACACUACUCAUAAGUUACCUGACAACAGUAAUUAGGAAUUAUGGUAAAUUCUUACCAAAUAGCUUGAUCGCCAAGAGUUAAAAGGUUAAAAGCUGAGAAAUUAAUCAUAUGUUUAAAGACUCUGUAAGCUUAAUUAAGUCCAUGGGUAUGGGUGUUGACAUGUUAACUAAUAUCCAAGAUACCUUAACAAUUCUUUCUUCUAAUUAACAAGAAUGAUUCAUGAGUUUUUAUUUUGUUUUUCUUUCUUUGGUGCAGGGAGGCAGGGUCUGACUUUAACCUAGAUUUGUUCAAAUUCACAGCAGUCCCCUUGCUUCAGCAUCUGAGAUCCUUAACAAUAAUCUUGCAAAACAGCAUUAGCCACAUUUUAUAGUUUCAGAAACAAAUUCAAAGAGGUUAACUUGCUCAGAAUUUCAGGACUUACAAUGCAGAGUUGAGAUUCUAAGCAGACCAGCAUAACUCACUGUCUCACUGUCCCUCAACGGUUUCUACUAAGGUGUUUAUAUAAAAGGUAUGUCUGAAGGGGCUCAUCUCUGAGGACUUCAAAGUCCUCUUGGUCUAUAGAUGACUGUCCCACUCCAUUUCAAAUCUGGUCCCAGGGCUCCAGACAGAGCUAUCAGUAUCAAGCUCAACUUCACCUCUUGUGACUAAAUCAUAGCUUUGCUUUAAAAGAGUAGCUAGCAUGCCACCACAGACCUUGAAACCAGUUCCGUGGAUGGUCACUAAAAACAUUUUCUUGGGUACAUAAUUAUCACAGAGCUCCUUGAAAAUUAUUCCUCUUCCUCUGGGUUUUGCCUUCUGUAUGUUUAUUUGAUCUUUACCACCAACACCACAUAAAUGCAUCAUCUUUCCAUGGUUGCAUUUACUGAGCAUCCUCCCAAAUUAAGCCAUCCUACUCCAAGCACUUUAAUAAAAAAAAGUCUUUGAGCUGGGCUUUAAGAGGAUGAGAAACCCCUUGGUUAAAAAACAAACAAAAAGUACAGAUUUCCAGAUCAAACAACUCAUACUUUGGCUUAAAAUACACUCUGGUUUAAAAAUCUGGAAUGUUGGUGUAAGGAGAUCAAAGGCACUUUCUUGGUGACUUACUUUUUUUUUUGUGGAAGGUGAAGCAAAGGAAGGAAAUUGGACUGAAAUGUUGAAUUAGUCAGGUAAUUUUCUAGGACUCAGCCUUAAUCAUUUCCAAAAUGCAGUAAGAAAAAAAAAGUUUCAUUAAAAUUACUAUAAGUAUACAUUUUUCAUGGGAAGUAUCUGAAAUUAAUCAGGUUCAAAAAAGCAAUUAAAAUGGGACCUGAAAUCCCAAAUUAGUAAUCAUACUUAGUGAGUACAAUAGAGCACACAGCGGGCUAAAUUUACUGAAGGUUUUUGUGUGUUUGCUACUAGGGACCAAACCCAGGUAUCCAAGCUAAGCAUGCACUCUUUUCAGAGAGCAACAUCUCCAGCUCCAACACUACCAUCUGUGGCCCAAUAAGAAACUCUCCCACGUCUGGAAUUUGUUCCUUUAGAAACCAGUCUUGAUACUCCCUGGUGAACUUUGGACAAGUGUUUCAAAAAUCUGAAGUCCCAUCCCCACCCCCAACCCCUCAGGCUUGAGAUGUCACUAGGAGGAUUUUCUCCUUGGUUUACUCCAACUGCUUUUGACCUAGGUGGAAAAAUCUGUGUGGGCUGGCUGGAAGGCUGGCCUGAGCUGUUCUCAAGUUACAGCCUCUUCCUCCUCCCUCAGGAAGUAAAGUCCACUGGCAGGAGUGUCUAAACCACUCUGCCCUGCUGCUGGACUACAAUGCCUGCUUGUUUUCACCAAGCAGCGGAAUGAAAUUCCUUAGGGAAAAAAAGUAACAUUUUAGGAAAAGUAACUAUUUUUCCUCCAAAUUUCCUUGUCUACAGAGGAUUCAUUUGCUGAACACAUCCUUAAAGGUAAGGUGGAAAUGGAACUGGGCCUUGGGUUGGUCUUCUCAGGGGCCUUGGAAUAACUGGAAUCUCUGUCCAGCCUAAUCAUCUAACAGAUGUCAGGCACAUGUACGAUACACACACAUCCCUGGCAUCUUUCUGUCCAGCCUAAUUGUCUAACAUGUUACACACAAGUGGGAGUGGGAGUGAGCGAGAGUGCGGGCGCGCACGCGCACGCAUACACACGCACACACACACACACACACACACACACACACACACACACACACACACACACACACACACACCAGCCUGCUUUAACAAUUGGAAAUGAGGGUAACACCCAUUCCUCAGAACACAUACAUUUUCUCUUUACCAAUAUAUAGGUAUUUACUUACUCAACUGUUUGAAGGUAGCACAGUAUGACAUUCCAAUCUUGAAUACCUAGCAUCUCUCAUAAGGUGGAGACUAGUCUCCUGCAGAAUCAUAAUUCCACUAUCACAUGCAAAAUAUUUAACUUCUAUACAGUACCCUCUAUUUCAGUUCAUUCAUAUUUCCCAAUUGGGCUUCCCAAUUUCUUUUUCUGAUGUAGUAUCCAGUUAAGAAAGAGAUAAUGUACUUGGUUGGGGUAUCUAGUUCUUUAAAAAACCUAAAUGCCAUAUAAAGGGGCUGUGUAAACCCAAGGUCCCCCUCCCAUUUAUUUUUCUUUAGAGUGAAGGGCUGGUUCCCAGAACUGGAAAGGGAACACAUGGCUUCCUCUAGAAUUGGCUAUAGGUGGUGGAGAUUCUGAGCACAAGUGGAGUGGCCAUUCCUGUCAAGGGAGUGAGGCUGAGCCCUUCUUUACAUCAGGCAGACUUCAUAUGUAACUAAGUGAGAAGGAAAAAGUAAAAUCACAGAACAAUUGCUUUUAUACCAUGGAGAAAAAAAUGAAAUUUAAAAAUUUAGCCAUGCACACCUAUAAUGCCAGCUUUCAGAAGGCAGGACUGCCUUGAGUUCUAAGCUAGCCAGAGCUACAUAGCAUGACCAGGUCUUAAAAACAAACACACACACACAAACCAAACAAACCCCACAUAAGUUUCAAUCACUUCCUUGGCUACUGAAGCAACUAUGUUUUGGCUCUGUCACAGUGAUCUUCUGUAUGUAACAUACAGGAAGUCUCAUGAUGAAGAGGGAAGAAAAGGCCCCCCCUUACACUAAAACCCUGGAUGGAGGAUGGGGAUGGAUGAUCGUGUUGCAUUUCUUCCUGGUAAAUGUGUUUGUGAUGGGGAUGACCAAGACAUUUGCAAUUUUCUUUGUGGUCUUUCAAGAAGAGUUUGAAGGCACUUCAGAGCAAAUUGGUUGGAUUGGAUCCAUCAUGUCAUCACUCCGUUUUUGUGCAGGUCCCCUGGCUGCUAUUAUUUGUGACAUACUUGGAGAAAAAACUACUUCCAUUCUUGGGACUUUCCUUGUUUCUGGUGGCUAUCUGGUCAGCAAUUGGGCCACAGGCAUUCCCUUUCUUUGUGUGACUAUGGGACUGUUACCAGGAUUGGGGUCUGCUUUCUUGUACCAAGUAGCUGCUGUGGUAAUUACCAAAUAUUUCAAAAAACGAUUGGGUCUUUCAACAGCAAUUGCCCGUUCUGGAAUGGGACUAACGUUUCUAUUGGCACCCUUUACAAAAUUCCUGAUAGAUCUUUAUGACUGGACAGGUGCUCUUAUAUUAUUUGGAGCUAUUACAUUGAAUUUGGUGCCUUCCAGCAUGCUCUUAAGACCCAUCCACAUCCAAAUAGAGAACAAUUCUGAUAUUAAAAGCAAAGGGAGCAGUUUGUCUCCAACUGGACCAGAGGUAUCAGACAGGACAGAAACAUCAUACUGCAAUGAGACACAAGAGUCUUCCAUCCAAGGCAUUUCUAUGAAGAAAUCUGGACCAUCUACUAAAAAUUUAACUGUCGUAGAAAAUCAAAGUGAAGAGUUCAGCAACAGGCCUCACAAGAACAGACUGUUACUUACGAGCAAUGACAAAAGUUACCAGAAAAAGUUUUUUUCAUGGAACUGUAAAAAUCUUUUAGAUAUUUCUCUCUUUAGAAAUCCUUUCUUCUAUAUAUUUACCUGGUCUUUUCUCCUCAGUCAAUUAGCAUAUUUCAUUCCUACUUUUCACCUAGUAGCCAGAGCCAAAACACUUGGAAUUGACGUAAUGGAUGCCUCCUACCUUGUGUCUGUAGCUGGUAUCACUGAGACCGUCAGUCAGCUCAUUUCUGGAUGGAUUGCUGAUCAAAACUGGAUCAAGAAGUAUCAAUACCACAAGCUUUACCUCAUCCUGUGUGGUGUGACUAACCUGCUUGCUCCUUUGGCCACCACAUUCCCACUCCUUAUGGCCUACACCAUCUUUUUUGCCAUUUUUGCCGGUGGCUACCUGGCACUAAUACUCCCAGUACUGGUUGAUCUAUCUAAGAAUUCUAGAGUACACAAGUUUUUGGGAUAUGCCAGUUUCUUUGCUGGAAUGGCUGUCCUUUCUGGACCACCGAUAGCAGGCUGGAUAUAUGACUAUACACAGACAUACACAGGCUCUUUCUACUUCUCUGGCACCUGCUAUCUCCUCUCUUCAGUCUCCCUGUUCUUUGUGCCACUGGCUGAAAGAUGGAAAAGCAAACAGUCUGACCAUCAACGGACUACAAUCAAGUAAGAGCUUAACAAAAGAAAAUCUAAACAAGCUGCUAGAAACAAAAGCUUAGAAGAAAAGUCUUUGUAAAAAUGAGAAAGUAAACCACAUAAUUAAGAUUCCUUCUUGCUUUAUAAGCACUGUCAGGAAUGUCCAAUUGGUGGAAAGAGCAAUAGCAACUUAAAUUGUUGGUACUUAAUCAAACAAGCUAAAAAUUGAAUCAGUUGAAGCAGCUACCUUACCUAUUGAAUGAAAAUCAGAAUGUACUAUAAUAAAUAAAUCCAAACUUUCAUUUGUGCUAUGGUAAUAUAUGACAACUGUAAACUAUUUUUUAUUUAAAUAUAGUAAUUGGUUGACUAGAGCUCUAAAAUCUGAAUAAAGCCUUACUUAGUGACAAGAAUGGUAUAUCCCCUCCAAAACAAGUUUAUUGUUGUUUAUGGACUAUAAGUAAUCUUCAAUUAUUUGGUCUCUUAAAUUUCUAGUGAACUGCUAACAAAAAUAAAACUUGAUAAAAUCGUUAUAACUUUUUUUUCUUUCUUUUUUUUUUUUUGGUUUUUCGAGACAGGGUUUCUCUGUGUAGCUUUGCGCCUUUCCUAGAUCUCCCUCUGUAGACCAGGCUGGCCUCGAACUCACAAAGAUACACCUGGCUCUGCCUCCCAAGUGCUGGGAUUAAAGGCGUGCGCCGCCGCCGCCACCACCGCCCAGCUGAUAAAAUCUUUAUUUGAUGAUCAUUUGAAUGGUAUUACUGUCCACUUAAACAAUAUUAUCUUUUCACUACAUUUAAUUAUCUAAAAUAUUUUUAUUAAGCAUCAAGAUGACUCUUCAGAGCUGUAAGUUCCAUAUGGAAGUUGAAGUGGUUUUAGGAGGAAAUAUGUUUAAAUCAAAAGGUGGGUGCCAUUUAUGGUUAAUAAAUAAUGGUUCUUGCACUAAGCAUUUGCCUGUGAAUAAUGAACUUUUCUUGGCUGUUUGGGUGAUCUUUAAGAGGAUAAAAAGGGUUUUCUAAGUAGGGAAUGGCGGCAUAUACCAGAAGUCCCAGCAGUCAGAAGACUAUAAAGCAAGAACAUCUUUAGUUUGGAGUUUAGUGUGGGCUACACAGUAUGAACUGUGUCCAAAAUAAAAACCAUUUUCUCCAAUAUAACCUCCCUUAAAAUCCUUCAGAAUGUUCCAACUAUUAUUAUUCUACCCUUUACUCUUCUCUACUUUCAAACAUCUACUGACUCCUUAAUAAAGAAAAACCCUAAACUGAAAGCUUAAAUUUGGUUCCAAGAUGCACACCUUGAUACUUUCCAAAUAAGCCUUUGUGCAAAUUUUGCUAUCUGCUAUAAUUCCAGCAGUGUGCCUUCUGUGACCAGGUCUACUUACCAUUUACAAUCUGACUAAAUCAAUAUUCAAUGGAACAACUUUCCCAACUUGUGGAAGGAAUUUCAUCUAACUUCCUUUACAGUGCUGGAGACUGAGCCCUUGGCAGCAUAGGCAAUCACACUACCACUAAGCUACUUCUCCAACUCCCUGUCUAGUUUUAAACUGAGCACUCUAGGAACUCACAUUUCAAUUUUCUCUAGUUUGAAAGAUCAACUGACAAUAUGUUACAUAACUACUUUCCAGGAAUCUAUAACAUAGGACUACCACCCCAAAUACAUACGAAGUUUAAGAAAAGCACAAUAUUCAUUGAAUAUUUCCCCUUUUCCUCAAUAGAGUCCUAUGGGACAAAAAAUACAUAAAUAAUUGUGUGUAUGGGUACAGGAAAAACUCAGUAUGUCAACAUCUAAUAAUGUAACUGUCAACACAAUGUGUACUUAAUUUUUUCUUUUAAAUUUUCAGACAGGUUCUCAGGAAAUUGCCCAUCUUGGUCAAUAUCAUGAAUUUACGGAAUUUUAAUUCUGUACGUAGCCCAUGCAGCCCUCAAUUUUGCCUCAGCCUCCUGAGUAGCUUGAAUUACAGACACACACACCAGUUUUCAGCUAGCUGGCACUUUUUGUAUAAAGUAUCUAAUUUCAUAUAUUUAUUUAUAUGGUCUUUUGUGACAGGAUCUCAUGUAUAGCUCAGGCUAGCCUGAAACACUAGUAGCUAAGGAUGAUCCUGAACUUCUGAACCUCCUACUUCUAUCUCCCUGGUGCUGGGACUACAGGCAUGUGCCACCAUGCCUGGCCUAAUAUUUUUUAGGGAGGUGGGCUAGGAUGGGGGAGAGGACAGGGUUUCUCUGCACAGCCCUGGCUAUCCUGGAACUUACUCUAUAGACCAGGCUGACCUUGAACUCAGAGAUCCACCUGCUGGGAUUAAAGGCCCAGCUGCCUAGCCUAAUCUAAUCUUAAUCUUCAUACAACCUUUUGGAGCUUUAUCUGUAGUGCCCAUUUUCCAAAUGAGUAUUAAAAAUCAAAGAAACCCAAUAUUCAGUAAACAGUGAAGUCACAGCUCAAACAAUCAACACAAAACCUCCCCAUUCUUCCUUUAUAUUACCUUUACUUCUUGACAAGUACCAACAAAAUAUAAAAACCAACUUCACUGAAAUAGCUAUAAAUUUGUUUUAGCUCAACGAUGACCUAAAACUAUACUAAGAGUAAACCCACUUCCUAAAAUUAAAACCACAACCAUUAUCAGAGAUUACCUGCUACAGUGUAACAACAAUGCAGCUUCCAGAAGAUGACAAGUGAAUAAAUGAAUAGCUUUAAUAAUUUUCUAGUCUCCCAGUGGCAAAUUCCCUUGAGCCAUAGGCUAAAUCCAUUUUGUCACAAAUAUUCACUCAUGUUGACUCACAUUUAACACUUGUGUUCUUAAAAACAACAACGAAAAAUUACCAAGUUACAUGGACUCAGCUUUUAGAAUGUUUAAUGUUUUAUUACUAGGGGAAAAACUAGCAUUGCCUAGAAUCACUAAGGAAUACAGGACAAGUCAUUUUUUUAAAAGAUGAACCUCUCAGGGCUGGAGGUUAAGACCUCUGGCUGCUCUUUCAGAGGACUGAAGUUCAAUUCCCAGCACCCACAUGGAAGUUUAUAACCAUCUAUUUGUAACUCCAGUCGCAGGAAAUCUGAUUCAUCUUUCUGGCUUCCUUAGGCAUCAGACACACAUGUGGUAAACAGAAAUAAAUGAAGACAAAAAACAACAACAGCAAAAACAAACAAACAAACAAACAAACAAAGCCAGACACGAAUCCCUAGAAAACAUAUUAAAAACAAAACAGAAGGACAAACCUAUGGUAGUACCUGAAAUUCCUAUACGCUGACCUAGGAGGAUCAUCCUGAGUUCCAGGCCAGCCUGAGACUCCCGUACACUGAUCCACUCCAGCAGAAGUUAUUGUCCUGUGGUGGUAUUUUAUUUGUACUGAAAUGUGAUUUUAAUUGUAUGUUAAUAAAUAAAGUUGUCUGGGGGUCAGAGCUAUUAGAGCCAUAGCAAGUGCGUGACGGCGGUGGCGCACGCCUUUUAAGGACCUGGAGGGCGGUACAUUCAGGCAGUGACGAGGCAGUCACAUGUUUGGGUUUACAACCAAUGAGAAGGCAGAACAGCUAGACUACAUAAAGA
This is a messenger RNA of Peromyscus californicus insignis, 12397 nucleotides long. It is a transcript of the gene Slc16a4, whose product is annotated as solute carrier family 16 member 4. The record is from RefSeq and is a predicted model, not a curated record. The transcript has 8 exons. Gene Ontology annotation, molecular function: monocarboxylic acid transmembrane transporter activity. Gene Ontology annotation, biological process: transmembrane transport; monocarboxylic acid transport. Bases 7406 to 8905 code for a protein of 499 amino acids. NCBI's taxonomy places the organism in Eukaryota, Metazoa, Chordata, Mammalia, Rodentia, Cricetidae.